Messenger RNA from Stylonychia lemnae, 162 nucleotides. Lineage: Eukaryota; Ciliophora; Spirotrichea; Sporadotrichida; Oxytrichidae. The record is from the annotation of a GenBank genome assembly.
AUGACAAAAGCAACAAUUAACAAUCUAUUAAUUAUUAUGAAGGAGAGAAUCUAUUAAGCUUACCCUGCUUAAUUUAGAAUAGGUUAAAUCAAGAAGAACCGAAUGUAAAUAGAGAUCACUGAAUCUAAGCUAUAGGUUAUUAGAAAGAGAGUGCUUCUGUGA